Neltuma alba is the source of this 741-nucleotide messenger RNA. RefSeq lists its product as uncharacterized. The transcript is spliced from 4 exons. Gene Ontology annotation, molecular function: protein binding. The record is from RefSeq and is a predicted model, not a curated record. NCBI's taxonomy places the organism in Eukaryota, Viridiplantae, Streptophyta, Magnoliopsida, Fabales, Fabaceae. The coding region runs from base 195 to 506 and encodes 103 amino acids.
UUACACACCUAACUGGAAUCUGACUGUGCCAAAUUCAAAGCAUUAAAUAAAAUGGCUAUGCUUUCACUGUUUCCAUUGUUAUUUGGUAUUUUAUUUUUCAAGCAUGUCUCUUUCGAAUUCUUUUUCUUCCAUUCUUCUGUGGAUUGCAGAAUCAGCUCGUCACCAAAGAAACAGAGGCCCCAGAAGCGGAGAAGAUGGAUAUGUACAUUCGUGUUAAGCGCAGCAAGUCAACAUACUUUAUCCGGUGCAAGCCAUCUGAUAAGAUAAUUGACCUAAAGCAGAAGUUGCAGGAGAUCAUUGAUCAACCUGUCAAUGAUCAGCGAUUUGUUCUACCAGGUACAGGGGAAAUAUUAGAGCACACAAAGACACUUGCAGAUCAGAAGGUCGAUAGUGAUGCUGUGGUGGCGCUGACACUUAGAAAAGAUGUUAAUGAGUUUGAGGAGGUCAACAUUGUUAGGCCAAACGAUUUCUACCAGUCCCGGGAUGCAGAUGAUGCCAAUUGGUGAAAACUGAAAAGCCAUAUUGCAACUAAGGCCUGCUCAUGCCAGUUGGUAUCAUUGGGUUCAUUUUCUGCUGUGCAAAGCAGUGGACCAAGUUUAGAAAAGUUUAAAGUUUUGUAUGAGUGUUUGUAAAAGGCUGACAAUUAUUAUCUGAGUAAAGACUCUGGACUCGGGGCCUUGAUUAUAUCAGGGAUUGUCCUUUUGCCAAAUCUCAGUCCAAAGAAUUUAUAAUGCUUGCUCA